Messenger RNA from Brettanomyces bruxellensis, 2088 nucleotides. RefSeq lists its product as uncharacterized. The record is from RefSeq and is a predicted model, not a curated record. Gene Ontology annotation, cellular component: RQC complex. NCBI's taxonomy places the organism in Eukaryota, Fungi, Ascomycota, Pichiomycetes, Pichiales, Pichiaceae. The coding region runs from base 1 to 2088 and encodes 695 amino acids. Gene Ontology annotation, biological process: ribosome-associated ubiquitin-dependent protein catabolic process; rescue of stalled cytosolic ribosome. The transcript has a single exon.
AUGAGUUCUAGGACAAUUAGGAAGCUUGAGAAUAAAAAUAUUGAGGACGAGCUUGCUGAGAUUAACAGUAGACUGCUUGAAAAGAGCAAAGGCCAAAAGAACGGCAAGAAAAAGGUAAAGCAGAGAGUUGCACGGAACAAUUUUGCGGUGUUUUUAGAUGAGGAAGAAAAAGAAAAAGAAGAGGAAGGAGUGGAUAGUGAUACUGAAAAAGGCAUCAACAAGAUAAACGAUAAUACGAAAAUUAAUGAAUCUGAGGAGAGAAGUGCAGAAGAUGGCAAGGAUACAGAGGAAGAAGAUGAGAAAUUUGUAGAUGCAAAGGAGAGAAUAAAGGGCAACAAAAAGAAGAAUAAGAGAAAGAAAAAGAAGACAUCAAAGGCGAAAACAAUCGACCAGAUCGACGAAGAUGAACUUGAAAAGUUGCUAUCGCAAGUUGAGCUAGAAGAUGUGAAGAGUGGAAGAAGACCGAAAAAGGAGGAUGAGAGUGAAAAUGUUGUUCUAGAGCCAUCGGGCAUACUCACAUUAGACUGCAGACUAUUCACAGCAGCGAUGUUUAGGCGGUGCAGACGAUUUGUUUCACCAGAUAAGAGAUAUAUGGACCCAGACAGAGAGUAUCAGGGACUAUUCGGCAAGCUUUCGAACGCUGCGAUCAAGGACGCCGACUCCACAGCAUCUUCAUUUGUUACACCCGAAGUUUUGAAGCAGAUCAAGCGGAUGAGCCGCCGGGUUCGUGGAUGGGGAGGCUCGGAUCAUCGUAGUGUUCCUGGUAGAACACGAAAAUUAACACUGACGAAGAUUAGAGAUGACUGGAUUCCUACAAACAGAAAACCUUUGGUGAUGGAGGAGAUGAAGGAGGGUGAGCUGAAGGCACUUAUCAGAAGCAAGCAUCCGGAUGAUUGGGACGACGCAGUGGACUCGCAAAUAAAGGCAGAUACAGAUGCUGGAAUCAAGUAUUUCCGCAUGACCGAAGGCCCACUCUACUCUAGAGCACUAACUACUGAAUUUUUCAUUUCAAUAGCCAUAGAGCCAGAUCACGAGAGCGUUAUACAGCUUUUACAGAAGGCACCAUACCAUCUAGAGAGUAUUUUGCAGGUCGCAUCCAUACUUCAGAGGCAGGGUGACAAGUCAAACACCAACGGUUUGAUUGAAAGAGCACUUUUCAUCUUUGACUGGUCCUUGAAGAACACUUUCGACAUAGGCAGCGGCUGCUGUCGGUUACCGUUCGAGUUCUACCUCAACAGGCAGAUCUACCUCUCUGUUUUCCGCUACAUUACCGUGCUCACUAGGAAAUCAACACUUUAUACAGCCUUCAAUUACUGCAAACUGCUCUUUUCGUUCGACCCGGCAAACGAUCCAUACGGAGUGCGAUACUUCAUCGAUUAUUAUGCAUUUGUCUCAGACGAGUUCCAGUAUAUAAUCGAUUUGUUCAACAGCCCGCUAAUCCAGUGCUACGAGGAGUGGAUCACUCCUUCAAUGUGUUACACAGCCUCCUUCUGCCAUUGGAAACUUGGACACAUAGACGAGGCCAAGGAGCAACUCAGGAUGGCAGUAAAGAGGCAUCCAUACACCGGAUAUGCCAUUCUCUCGAAGCUUUUAGGUGCUUCUUCUCUGUCUUCCUCGUAUGAGUGGCCGACUGAGAAAGAGGUGUCAAAAACAGUGGAAAUUGCAACUGCCGUUUAUACUGUGAGGGUCGGACAGAUGCUUGGCGAUGUUCAGCUGAAAAACUUUAUUACUGAAGAGUUAAAGUUGCUUCUUUUUGCAAAGAAUGCCAAAGACAUCCUGCAAGAUGAUGACAAGUAUUACCUAAAUACAUUGAAGGAGAUUCCACACAACUUGUUGAGACAUGUGAUACUCUCAGACGAGACAUCUGCAAUGGCGAAGAUCCCUGAAUCUUUCUGGAGUACUCACGAGGUGUAUGAGUUUGACAUUCUUCCACCAGAUCAUGGCACCAAGAUUUACGACUAUCUAGACCAAAAUAGGGCUGCUGAAGCUGUCAUAAACAGAAGCGCACAAGAGGUGGAUAGCCAGCAAAUUCAGCAGUUAAUCGAUCAGGCACACGAGGCACAGCAAACCAGAAAUAAUCAGCAAUGA